AUGAUGAUGAAUUUCCUCAAACAAGCCUCUGCAUUCUCCGUAUUCAGCCUGGCUAGUCUGAGGAGGAAUGCAUUAGCUGGCAUCAGACACUUUACAUCUACGACACCUGUGCAAGAACGAAGACCACCAUACGACAAGUUCCGUAAAAUCACCAAAUACGUCAAACGCAUUGAUGAAAACGAAUACACCAUUGGACAAGAACACCCCAAGAACUUGAGAAUUCCCAAGAAAAUCCCCGAGACGCCGCAUUAUAAAUAUGAAACCCGAUUCUUCAAGAGACAAAAUAGAGGUUUAUACGGAGGAAGACAACGUACUGCCUCCAAGACAUGUUCCGAAUACUUUAACAAGAACCUUCGAUCUCACCGCCCCAAUGUCAACAAAGGUGGAUUGUGGUCUGAGAUUCUCAACAAGAGAAUCCAGGCUAGAAUCUCGGCAAAUGUAUUGAAAACUGUGUCGAAGGUGGGCGGCAUCGACCAGUACCUAUUAAAGUCUACUCCAGCAAGAAUCAAGACUAUGGGAUUAUUGGGCUGGAAAUUGAGAUAUCAACUAUUACAGAAAUUAGAGCAAGAUGAAAGAGGCACUUUAGAUAGCAAACCUGUGCAAUAUAUCCACCCCGAUGGCAGAAAAUUUACCCAGACCAAAAAGCAAAUAUUGGAUGAACUAUUUGAACACGUCAAGAGAGAUAGUUAUUUGCCCGUACAUGAAAAGCAGUUCUUGAAAGAGUACUGCUGGUUGUCAUAUGGUGAUCUAGUUGCUAAGCUCGAUGAAUAUAAUGCUAAAUUUGGUGCCUUGAUCCAAUCGGUAAAUAGCGCAAGUCUGCCAAUUCAGCAGCAGCAGGGUGUAUAG
Messenger RNA from Lodderomyces beijingensis, 846 nucleotides. Lineage: Eukaryota; Fungi; Ascomycota; Pichiomycetes; Serinales; Debaryomycetaceae. The record is from the annotation of a GenBank genome assembly.